AUCGACAACCCGCGCUAAACGGUCAACGGAGAAAGGGAAGUGUUGUCAAAGCGUGCACUGAGGCGACCUCGAAGGAGCGCCGUUGCAAGCGGUGAGUGUUUGCACCGACUCGCCUUGACAAUCGUAUCGCCUGCUUCGCGGAGCUACCGUCAUCCGAGGAGUGCGACGCAGCGAACGGCCCCGAAACUCCAUACCCGCGCUGAUCUUCUUAUCUCCUUUGGCAGUGAGGAAAAAAAAAAGUGUAUACAAUAACAAGAACGACAUUGGCCGGCAGUAGCGCGAGUUCGAGAGAAGCGUACGCCAGCGGAAAAGACACCUGCCCUCGUGCUGACCUGCAAGGAGCGAUCCCGCAAAAAGAAACAAACAGGUGGCCAUCGAACCACGCGCUGGUUCGACGAUCGUAGUUAUCUCGACUGUCACAGCUGGCGCAACUGCUGACCAACAGGCUCGGGUUACAGAAGGUCAAGCUGGCCAUACCGGACGUCGAGACCUUUUAGCGUAGCGCGGAGAAGACACGGCAAGGUACGGCUUACGCGUAUACUACGUCGCCCACUGGAAGAAGCACGCGCAGUUAUAGACCGCAAGCCACAAUGACGCAGCGUGUGCCAUCCGCGUACCGCGCAACGUUCCUGGUCCUUCUGACCACGUCGCUGGCGGGCCAUUGCUGGGCCGCGUGGAAAUCCUGCACGGCCAACAACGGUCAGGUCCUGGACUUGUCGGUGGACACACCCUGCAACAAGGACCGCUACGUCCUGCAGAAAGGCACUAACGUUACGCUCAACGUCCAGUUCUGGUCGUCCGUGGACAGCGACCAAGUGAAGGUCCGCGCGCACGGAUUCGUGAUGGGUAUGCCCAUCCCGCUCAAGAUGCCCAACGAGGACGGCUGCAAGGACAGCGGCAUAGAGUGCCCCGUGAAGAACGGCGAGAGGUACGCGUACGUGCAGAAGUUCGAGGUCAAGCCUUCCUACCCGAAGAUGAGUGCCAACCUGAGGUGGUCGCUGGGUGAUUCGAACGGCGGCACCGUGGCCUGCGUCGUCUUGCCCGUGGAGAUCAUCGAGUGAUUGACUAGCCGGAUGCACUGUGCU
Rhipicephalus sanguineus (brown dog tick) is the source of this 1085-nucleotide messenger RNA. Its product is annotated as NPC intracellular cholesterol transporter 2. Gene Ontology annotation, molecular function: sterol binding. Lineage: Eukaryota; Metazoa; Arthropoda; Arachnida; Ixodida; Ixodidae. The coding region runs from base 591 to 1061 and encodes 156 amino acids. Gene Ontology annotation, biological process: intracellular cholesterol transport. The transcript has a single exon. The record is from RefSeq and is a predicted model, not a curated record.